AUGGCGCAACUCGACACCCUCGAUUUGAUCGUCUUAGUGGCUCUUUUGAUCGGUAGCAUCGCCUACUUCACCAAGGGCUCCUACUGGGCCAUCCCUAAAGACCCCUACGCCUCCUCCCCCAUCCAGAAUGGCGCCGCAAAUGGCGGUAAGACCCGCAAUAUCGUUGAGAAGAUGGAGGAAACUCGCAAGAACUGUGUGAUUUUCUAUGGCUCGCAAACUGGUACCGCUGAGGACUACGCCUCGCGUCUGGCUAAAGAGGGUUCUCAGCGUUUCGGGUUGAAGACCAUGGUUGCCGACAUUGAGGAUUAUGAUUACGAGACUCUAGACACCUUCCCCGAGGACAAGGUUGCUUUCUUCGUUAUGGCUACCUACGGCGAGGGCGAGCCCACUGACAAUGCCGUCGAGUUCUACCAAUUUCUCACCGGUGAUGAUGUAGCCUUCGAAAGCGGAGCCACCGCCGACGACAAGCCUCUGUCUUCCUUGAAGUAUGUCGCCUUCGGUCUUGGAAACAACACUUAUGAACACUACAACUCCAUGGUCCGCAACGUCGACGCCGCCUUCACUAAGCUCGGUGCUACUCGUAUUGGUUCCGCUGGUGAGGGUGAUGACGGUGCCGGUACUAUGGAGGAGGACUUCCUCGCCUGGAAGGAACCUAUGUGGACUGCUUUGACCGAAUCUAUGGGUCUCGAGGAACGUGACGCCGUCUACGAAGCUGUCUUCUCUGUCACUGAAGAUGAGUCUACCUCGCCCGAGGAAGAGACUGUUUACCUUGGAGAGCCCACUGCUGCCCACCGCGAGGGUCGCGAGAAGGGUCCCUUCUCCCCCCACAACCCGUAUAUUGCUCCUAUUGUCGAAUCCUACGAAUUGUUCAACGUCAAGGACCGUAACUGCUUGCACAUGGAAAUCAGUAUCGCCGGUAGCAACUUGAGCUACCAGACCGGUGACCAUAUUGCUAUCUGGCCCACCAAUGCCGGUGAGGAAGUCGAUCGCUUCCUCAAGGUUUUUGGUCUCGAGGACAAGCGUGAUACUGUUAUCAACAUCAAGGGCAUCGACGUGACCUCCAAGGUCCCCAUCCCCGCCCCAACCACCUAUGAUGCCGCUGUUCGUUACUAUAUGGAAUCUCUCGCUCCCGUUUCCCGUCAAUUCGUCUCAACUCUUGCCGCCUUUGCCCCCGAUGAGAAUAGUAAGGCCGAAAUCGUUCGUCUGGGAGGUGACAAGGACUACUUCCACGAGAAGAUCACCGCACAGUGCUAUAACAUCGCCCAGGCUCUCCAGAGCAUCACCGACAAGCCUUUCUCCGCCGUCCCAUUCUCGCUGCUCAUUGAAGGUCUCAACAAGCUCCAGCCCCGUUACUACUCCAUCUCCUCUUCGUCUCAGGUUCAGAAGGACAAGAUCAGCAUCACCGCUGUGGUCGAAUCCGUCCGUCUUCCCGGUGCUGCCCACGUAGUCAAGGGUGUUACUACCAAUUACCUCCUGGCACUCAAGCAGAAGCAGAACGGCGACGCUUCCAUCGACUCUUAUGCUUCUAGCUAUGCCAUCUCUGGUCCUCGUGACAAGUACAACGGUAUCCGCGUCCCCAUCCACGUCCGUCACUCCAACUUCAAGCUCCCCUCCGACCCUUCCAAGCCCAUUAUCAUGGUUGGUCCCGGUACCGGUGUUGCUCCUUUCCGUGGUUUCAUUCAGGAGCGCGCUGCUCUCGCCGCCAAGGGUGAGAAGGUUGGCACCACUGUUUUGUUCUUCGGAUGCCGCAAGUCUGACGAAGACUUCAUCUAUCAAGACGAGUUCAAGAAAUACCAGGAACAGAUGGGCGACUCUCUCAAGAUCAUCACCGCUUUCUCUCGUGAAGGCAACGAGAAGGUCUACGUCCAACACCGCCUGAAGCAAAAUGCCGAACUAGUCAGCGAGCUGCUAAAGCAAAAGGCCAACUUCUACGUCUGUGGUGACGCCGCAAACAUGGCCCGUGAGGUCAAUAUAGAGCUCGGCCACAUAAUCGCCCAGCAGCGGGGCUUGCCCGCUGAGAAAGGUGAGGAAAUGGUCAAGCACCUCCGGAGUAGCGGAAGCUACCAGGAGGAUGUCUGGUCAUAA
Messenger RNA from Penicillium taxi, 2085 nucleotides. It is a transcript of the gene cprA, whose product is annotated as NADPH--hemoprotein reductase cprA. The record is from RefSeq and is a predicted model, not a curated record. Gene Ontology annotation, cellular component: cytosol. The transcript has 2 exons. Lineage: Eukaryota; Fungi; Ascomycota; Eurotiomycetes; Eurotiales; Aspergillaceae. Gene Ontology annotation, molecular function: flavin adenine dinucleotide binding; NADPH-hemoprotein reductase activity; FMN binding. The coding region runs from base 1 to 2085 and encodes 694 amino acids.